AUGGCAUUUUCAUCAUCACAAGAUUUAACUCAACAAUUUGAUGAUCUUAUGUUUGAAUAUUCAACGUUAAAAGAUACACUUUCUCGUCCACCAUCCUAUGAAAGUCUAACAGAAAAUACAAAUCUUAUCCAUAGAAUUGAUCAAUGGGAAACUGAUACUAUUCGUCAAGUUAAAGAGACAGCUGAACAAAUACGAGAAAAAAUUCGUCGUCGAUCAGAUACUAUUGCAACCGAUCGAUUCACAACGGAAUUUCAACAAUUAACUGAACAAUUACAACAUACUCGACAAACACAUAAUUUCACUGAAUCACGUAUUCAACAAUUAACAACACAAUUAAAUGAUUUAAAAUUACAGGUUGAUGAUUCAUUAUUAACUACAGCUGAAAUUCGAAUAGUACCAAUUGAUUGGACAAAAUAUCUUUACAUUGUCAAUAAACCACAACAACAACAACAACAACAACAAAUUGGAAGAAAUCAACGAACUAUUUAUUUCGAUCGAUUAACAACAGUUCGACCUCGAAUAAGUUUAGAUGUUAAAGGUGCUGAAUGGCAUAUUUUAGGAACUGCUUCAUCACCAAAUUCAACAUUUCUUCAUUAUCAACAUUCAAAAAAAAAUAAACGUUUGUCGAUCGUUGAUUUUCAAGGUCAACAGAAAACAAUUCCAUGGCAUGAAGAUCAAUCAAUAUGGGAUAGUUGUUGGUCAUCGUUUCUUAAUAAAUUUAUUAUAUUAGGUGAUAAUCGAUUGUAUACAUAUGAUGAUAAUGAUGAAUUAACAACAUCAAAUUCUAUUAAACUCAUAAAAGAAGUUAAACCAAGACGAAAUAAUAUGGAAUUUCUUCGUUGUUUUUGUUCUAAUGAAACACUUUUUAUUACAUAUGAUGAACGUAAUACUUCAGUUGAUGAAUAUAAUAUGAAUCAAUGGACAAUGAGUCGAACAUAUGAAAAUAUAAUUAAACAAAAUGAAAUAAUUAUUAGUAUUACGAUUUCAGUAAUAAAUCCAAAUUUAAUUGGAUUGAUAAUACUUGAUGAUAAACAACAAUGGCAUUUUGAAUUACGAGAUCGAUCAAUGACAUUUAUUUUAUCGAUACAACUUGAUAAAAGUGAAUUUAAUCGACGAUUAAUAUCAUUACCAAAUUCAUCGAUGAAUUGGCUUAUUAUUCAUACUGGAUCAAAAUUUUUUACAAUUAUUGAUGAAAAUGCACAAGCUAAAGAAAUAAUUGAAUGUACUGAAAAUAUUGAUUUAGCAACAUAUAUUCCUGAUAAACAUUGUUUAGUUACUUUAACUCAAAAAAGUAAAUUAAAAUUUUUUGAUUUAUAA
This is a messenger RNA of Adineta steineri, 1317 nucleotides long. Lineage: Eukaryota; Metazoa; Rotifera; Eurotatoria; Adinetida; Adinetidae. The record is from the annotation of a GenBank genome assembly.